CUAAGAAAACUCAAAUAUGGUGAACCAUUUUUUAGUGUCAGCCUCUCAACCAUGUCAAUAUCAAUUUCUAGCACCUGUUCACCGCUUUCAUGGCGAAACUACCGUUACUCAACUCCCAAACUCACAACCCGUGCCACAUUUUUCCGCCAAGGGAGCAGCAGCAGCAGCACUAAUCAAACCCUUCAAUUCAACUCCUCUACAUCAGAUUCUUCGUUCACCCAACGAUUUGGGCUUCGCAUUUCUGGGGCUAAAUUGGGAUUUUAUGUUCGAGCUGAGAAUAGUGGAGGAGAGAAAAAGAGAAGUGAGCAAGAAAUUGAGGAUGAAGAAUUGGAAGAAUUGAGGGGUAAAAGCACAAUGCCUGAUAGAUUUAAGUACUUGUCUAAGGAAGUUCCUUCUCCUCCUCUUCGUUGGCCUUGGUUUGUAGCGCUAGCAUUUCUCAUCUAUGCUUGGAGAUCAGUCUUGUGGGAACUUUCCAAUUGGAAAAAGCUCGUAGUGAAUAUUUUCCAUUUUAUUGGAUACCUAUCGAAAUUUGUCUUGGCUCUCAUAUUCCAUUUCAUAGGUGACCCUAUCUCCUACACAAUUCUCUUUUUUGAGACUGCAGUUCAUGCAGUACGUUCCUUUUACUCCAGCAUAGUGACAUCUGCUCCAAUACCAGAAUUAACCUCUAUCAUUAUGCUCGCUUCUAUUAUACUUGCAAUUGGAGAAGUGGCUUCUCCAAACUCACUAAAGUGCCAACCCUACCUUCUUACUGUAGCUGGGAUUAUUGGUUAUGGAGCAGUGAGAGGUUUCAUCAUUGAACCAGUCUUCUGGCUAAUGUUUGCUGGUCUCUUCAGCUUUUCCCGAUUAUUUAAAAACAGGGAUAAUGUUUCUUCUGCAUUACCUGUAGCAACUGUAUUGGCCUCUGUUGGUGAGCCAUGGGUUAGAGUUUUAACGAUAAUAUCCUUUACAGCAUUGGCUAUUCAUCAUCAUUCUAAAAACCUUGCAGAAGGAAGUGAAGUAGCUGAAGUUACUCCCUCUAUGGGAAAAGUUCCAUUUCCUUUGUUGGGUGUCGCAUUAGCCAUUGGAAUUCGUGUUGCUGCUAAGUGGGCUGGCUAUCGCCAUUUGACAUGGAUGGUUGUGUAGUUAAUGUGGAGAAAAUUUCAAGCUCCUGAGCUUACUAGAAGAAAAUUUCGUGAUCUUGGCUUUGCAAGUUUAUGUGCUUCGUUGAGCUGUCCGAAUAUGGUUGUAUUACUGAUGUAAAUGUUUACAUUGUAGCUUGUACUUGGCAAUUUUGUAGCAACUUUUUACGAAAUACUGUAGUUUGUUCUUUGUUAGAUGGGUUUGUAUGAUAUGAGUUCCCUCCAGACAGAAUUACAAAUGAUAGCCCAACAGUUUGGAAGAAGAAAAUAAUCAAGGUUACAAAUUUUCUUCAUUGAAAGAGCAUGGAGCCGUGGAACCUUCACAUAAUACUUUAUGAUCCAUUUCGUACAGUAUAUAUUGUUAUUCUAAUUUAAAGUGAUGGAUGUCAUAAUUUUGACGGUUCAAUACUCAACAAGUCAGCAACAGCAGGGAUUCUCAUCAGAGACAGUAGUGGGGCAGUUUUAGGAGCUCGCGCUUUCAACCUCGGCACCACCAAGGUUUACAUAACAGAGGCCAUGACUCUUUUUAAAGGCAUUCUUCUAGCUCUUGAGCGUGGGAUCAAAAAUAUCAUAAUUGAAGGUGAUAAUCUUUUGGUAAUCAACUCCGUUAAUGACAUCUGGUCAACACCAUGGCAAAUUGAUCAUAUUAUUAAAGACAUUUGUUCACUUCUAAGCAAUUUCGAUAACUGGAGCGUUCGUCACAUCUUUCGGGAGGCAAAUCAAGCAGCGGUCUGGAUAGCAAAUGUAUAGCAAAUGUUGGUCAUUUAGUUAGUAAUAGUAUGGAUAUAGUUCCUUGUAAUAAUUCUUCUUUAUUUCCCAUUCUUUCUACCGACGCAUUAGGAAUUCCCCUCGUGAGGAGGGUUUCCUAAUGUUUACUUUUUUCUUACCAUUGUAAAAAAAAUAAAAAUAAAAUAAAAUACUAUAGUUAUAGUAGUAUACAAUGUAUACACUUCAAAUCUCUUCUAGCACGCAAAUCUCCUAUU
Molecule: messenger RNA, 2101 nt
Organism: Chenopodium quinoa (quinoa)
Lineage: Eukaryota; Viridiplantae; Streptophyta; Magnoliopsida; Caryophyllales; Amaranthaceae
Exons: 2
Coding region: 52-1122 (356 amino acids)
Source: RefSeq, a predicted model, not a curated record